Messenger RNA from Nerophis lumbriciformis (worm pipefish), 6126 nucleotides. RefSeq names its product GLI family zinc finger 3 (gene gli3). Gene Ontology annotation, biological process: smoothened signaling pathway; regulation of transcription by RNA polymerase II. Lineage: Eukaryota; Metazoa; Chordata; Actinopteri; Syngnathiformes; Syngnathidae. Gene Ontology annotation, molecular function: DNA-binding transcription factor activity, RNA polymerase II-specific; RNA polymerase II cis-regulatory region sequence-specific DNA binding. The record is from RefSeq and is a predicted model, not a curated record. Gene Ontology annotation, cellular component: nucleus.
CUUGCGGGGGGAAAAACGCGCACUAAAAAAAAAAUACAAAAAAACGCCACAACGGUGUGACGUGCACUCUUUCUUUCUUUUUCUUUUUUUUUUUUUUUAGUAUCGCGCGGUCGUCGUCACUUGUGUGGCGGACUUGAUACUUGCUUGUCCGACGGCCCUUGAAGGCAGCAAAGUGCGAGAAAGAAGAAGAAGAAGAAGAAGAAAAAGAAGGAGAGGAGGACAAACUCUGACCGCGCCGUUUGGGAGUUGCAGCGUGGAGAAAGAAGAAGGAAAAGUCUUCCAGGACAUCUCCAGAGGCGCAACUGGAAGAAAGACCCCCCCAAAAUUAUCCUGUCUCCAUGCGGUGUUGAGGAAUGACCAUUCGCCAUGGAAACCCAGUCCCAGGCCAGUUCCGCAGCUGAAAAGAAGAAGAGGGUGGAGACCAUCGUGGCGACCAAGGGCUCGUCGGCGCGCAAUGACAUCAGCGAGAAGGCAGUGGCCUCCAGCACCACGUCUAACGAAGAUGAGAGCUCAAGCUCGCCCUACCACCGCGAGAGGCGCAACGCUCUCAGCUCCACGAGCGCAAGGCCUGGUGCCCCCGUAACCGAGGAGCCCUCCACCUCCACAGAGGAGCGCCCGACGCUGCUCAAGAAGGAGCUGCACGGCUCCUUGCCUCACCUAGCUGACCACGCCCUGCCCUACAGGGGAACUUUCUUCGCCAUGGACCCCCGCAACGGCUACCUAGACUCGCACUAUCCUGCACCGCAGUUCUUCCCGACCUUUCACCCUCCAGUGCCAAUCGACGACAGGCAUGCCCAGGGUCGUUAUAUCUACGAGCCUUCGCCGGUACCCCCUCUUCAUGUGCCUCCUGCGCUGGCGGGCAGUCCGGCCUUCUCGGACAUCUCCCUCAUCCGGAUCUCGCCCCAGCGGAACCCCUCCGUGGGGGCGGAGUCGCCCUUUCACCCCUCGCACCCGUACAUCAACCCCUACAUGGACUACAUCCGCUCCCUGCAGCCCCUCGGCAGCCCCUCUAUCUCCGUGCUGUCGGCCACCAGAGGCCUCAGCCCUGCCGACGCCCCUCACGCAGGCCUGACCCCCGCCGAGUACUACCACCAGAUGGCUCUGCUGGCGGGCCACCGGAGCCCCUACUCUGCUGACCUGCUACCCUCCGUGGCGACCGCGGCCAGCGGUGCCGGUGCUCUGCAUAUGGAGUACCUGCAGGCCAUGGAAAGCUCUCGCUUCCCGAGCCCGAGGCUGCCGUCGCGGCCCAGCAGGAAGCGGCCGCUGCCCAUCUCGCCGCUGUCCGAGCACAGCUUCGACCUGCAGACCAUGAUCCGCAACUCGCCCAACUCGCUCGUCACCAUGCUCAACAACUCGCGCUCCAGCUCGUCCACCAGCGGCUCCUACGGCCACCUGUCUGCAGGGGCCAUCAGCCCGGCGCUGAGCUUCGCCUACCCGCCCACGCCGGUGGCGUUGCACAUGCACCAGCAGCUGAUGGGCCGCCAGCCGGGCAUCGUGGGCUCCGCCUUCGGCCACAGCCCCCCACUCAUCCACCCGACGCCGGCCUUCGCCACCCAGAGGCCCGUGUCUGGCUUCACCGCCGCCGGGCUUCAUGCCAGCGAGCGGUCGGGCGUCUCCGGUGACUCCUCACAGAUCAAACCAACCAGUGAAUCUGCGGUGAGCAGCACUGGCGACCCGAUGCACCACAAGCGCUCCAAAAUGAAACCAGAGGAGGAGCUGCCAAGCCCAGGAGCGGUCAGCAUACAGGAUCACCCCGAUGGGAUGACUCUGGUGAAGGAGGAGGGCGACAAGGACGACGGCAAACAGGAACCUGAGGUGGUUUACGAGACCAAUUGCCAUUGGGAGAACUGCUGCCGCGAGUUCGAUACCCAGGAGCAGCUAGUGCAACACAUCAACAACGACCACAUCCACGGGGAGAAGAAGGAGUUUGUAUGUCGCUGGGAAGAAUGCUCCAGGGAGCAGAAGCCCUUCAAGGCCCAGUACAUGCUGGUGGUCCACAUGCGCAGGCAUACUGGGGAGAAACCUCACAAGUGCACAUUUGAAGGCUGUGCUAAGGCCUACUCCCGCCUGGAAAACCUCAAGACUCACUUGCGUUCCCACACGGGCGAGAAGCCAUACGUGUGUGAACACGAGGGCUGCAACAAAGCCUUCUCCAACGCCUCCGACCGCGCCAAACAUCAAAAUCGCACACACUCAAACGAGAAACCGUACGUGUGCAAAAUCCCAGGCUGCACCAAACGCUACACAGACCCAAGCUCCUUGCGCAAGCACGUGAAGACCGUGCACGGGCCCGAGGCGCACGUCACCAAGAAACAGCGCGGCGAUUACCCCAGGCCUCCAACGCAGCCCCGGGAGCCCGGUGCCAACAAUCAGGGGCGGUCUCCGGGGCAACUGGCGCUGGGGGGCUACACGGACCAAAGGGAGUACAACCACGUUACCUCAAAACAGGAUGAAUGUCUGCAGGUCAAGUCCAUCAAGACAGAGAAACCAAUGACGUCUCAGCCAAGCCCUGGCGGUCAGUCUACAUGCAGCAGUGACCAGUCCCCAGUCAGCACCUAUCCCAGCGGUGGACUCCAGCUUACUGUGAGUGCCGGACGCUCGCCAGGGGAGUGGCUGGAGGAGGACGAGGAUGAGACAGAAGAGGAACACCACGGGCAGCCGGCCCCCAUCAUGGACUCCACCGUCUCCACGGCGACGGCGGCCAUGCUGACCCUGCAGGCGAGGCGCAGCGUGGGCCGCCCCCUGCGCUGGAUGGAGCACCUCAAGAUGGAGAGGCUGAAACAGGUGAACGGAGCGCUGCCCAGGCUGGGGCCCCUGUCCCCGCCGCCGCCCCUCAAGGGUUCCACACUCCCCACCAUCCAGGGGAAGGGGUCCUGUCUGGGCAAGCAGUGGACGGUCGCUGCUCCUCAGCCGCCAGCUCAGCCCGAGCUGGGCGGCACAGAGUUAACGGUGCUCAAUUUGCUACGAGACCGGCGCGACAGCAGCGGGAGCGCCACCAGCUCCGCCUACCUGAGCAGCAGCCGCCGAUCCUCGGGCAUCUCCCCUUGCUUCUCCAGCCGACGCUCCAGCCAGGCGUCCCAGAACGACGGCACGACGGCGGCCGCCCACCACCGACGCCUCCACAACCUCAGCUCCACCGACUCCUACGACCCAAUCUCCACCGACGCCUCCCGUCGGUCCAGCGAGACGAGCCAGUACGGAGGCGGGUACGGAGCGGGAUUCAGCGGGGUACCGUCGGGCGGGGUCCAUGGGGGCGGAGAAGUAGGAGGAUCCCGGGGGAUGCUUACUUUAACCCCAGCACAGCACUACCACCUGAAGGCCAAGUACGCCGCAGCAACCGGUGGCCCGCCGCCGACCCCUCUACCCAACAUGGAGCGCAUGAGCCUGAAAGCCCGUAUGGCCAUGAUGGACGAAGGUGGCGCCAACCAGCCUAUGCCACCACUUGUCAGGCCGCACCGCUGCACCGAUGCCACCAACAGCUCCAUGGGACACUCGGGCUACAGGAGGAGGGUCCUCUAUCCAGGCGAGGGGCCGCUGACCGGCAACAGGCGGGCCAGUGAUCCAGUGAGAACGCAGCCUUCUUCCGACAUUUGCAACCUGCCCCAAGUGCAGCGCUUUAACAGCCUGAGCAACCUGCACCCUCUUCCACCUCUGUCUCAGCAACACAUCCCCGAAAUACGCAACUUAACCUUGCAGAAUUACACUCGCUCAGACGGGAACCUGCAGAGAGCCCCGCAGAACCCCUCCUACAACCCCAGCAUUGCGGAGCACGCGGCUUUAGAAGCUCUGGCCAUGGAGGGCGAUGAAGACGCUUACCCGCUGCUUGAGGAUGAAGAUAUCCUUCCUGAUGACAUGGUGCAGUAUCUCCGCUCACAGGUUCAAGCGGAUGCUGGCCCCUACAUGCACAUCGAGGAGCAAGUAGCCCCCAGGGAGAGAGUGCACCAGUAUAUGGAAGGGAUGGAGCAGACUUCUGGGAUGAACUUCCCAGGCAACCACUGCCUCCAGCAGCAGCAACAGAGGAGGAGCCCCAGCUUGCUUCCCAUCCAGUGGAACGAAGUCAGCUCCGGGAGCGCUGAGCGGUCUCCUCAGAGGAACUGCGGAAAGUGGUCAGCUCAGGCCCCGUCUGAACCUUUUGGCAGGUUUGGAAACAUGGUGGUCCAGCAGCAGCAGCAGCAGCAACAGCAUGCGUCACUCGGCUUUCACCACAGUUGUUCCCAGGUAGACCCAAACCAAAGUGCUUGCACCGUCAACCCUGUGGUCAAGCUGGAGGCAUCUCCUACGUCCUGCAUGGAGAUGAGAGGAGCUGCUCCCGAUACCUUUGCCCGGCCUCACUUCCCCAAGACCACUGAUGGACCUUUUCCACCAAAGCAGAACCACUUCCAGCAGAACCUCAACAGUCGAGUGUCCUGCCAGGUGGGAAACAACCUCCUGCUCAGUCGGGCCUCCAUAGACAAUCUCCAUGAUGUCCUUCAUCCCAAUCAGCAUGGUACAACCGUCAACAGGAACUUAGGGAGGAACCAUCUCAACCCUUCAAACUGCAGUCAAGUCCAUCGGUUUCAGAACGGCGGGAGUCUGUGUCCCCUGAAACUGGAAGCUCCAGAACAUGCGUACCUGGAGCAGGACUUCACAGAUCCUAUCUCCUUCCAGCAGACAAAUCCCAAAGCAGCAUCAAUCCCGACAGUGGAAGACCACUACUUGCUAGACUCCAUCACUGGAGGGCAACUUGGUAACCAUGGUGAUUCCUCCACUUCGCUUCUGUCUCCCGGUUCCGACCAAGUGACCAGCACGGUGGAAGGUGCCGCCGUGCUGGACGACGGCGCCAGUCUGGACUUUGGCGCCAUGAUGGAGGACGGCUUCGACCAGGGCAGCCUUGUGUCUGUGCCGCUAAGUCCCUCCAUGUUCCAGGGGCUCUCCAGGACCUCGUCGCGGCUGACCACCCCUCGCGCCUCGGCCACCUUCAGCACGGCGGCCCCAGCCCUCGUCGCCGUGGCGCCCGGCGUCAACAACAUGGCCAUCGGAGACAUGAGUUCCCUUCUCAGCAGCCUCGCGGAGGAGAGCAAAUUCCUGGCCAUCAUGCAGUAGAUCCCUCAUAACCUUUCUCCUCUCUUCUGGUGGACGUGAAGGCAAUUAGGGAAAAACAUGUACUUCCACUUUUACCAUCUCACAUAAAAGUGGGAUUCAUGAUGUAUAGAUAAAUAAAUAAUUAAUUUUAUGGAAUUAAAUCUUUUUCUAUGUCUGACAGUGAGAGCGUACUAGUCUUCAAACAGUAUUCUUCCUGCGUGUUUUUGCUGAUUAAAAAAAUUGCAUGUAUUGAAGGGGAAAUACUGUCCUUAAAGCACAAUGGUGUGUGCUCGCCACUCCAGGUUAUUAUGUAUACAGUAUCAGGGGUGGGAACCUGCGGCCCCUGACCGGUGCACCAUGCAAAGAAACUGUUAAAAAGCCCUAAAACAUUUUCAUAAAUGUGUUUCAGUGCUGUUUUUGUCCAAAUAUAAAUAGGAUAAUACAAUCACGUUCUACUAUUUCAUGGUGAGGUACUCCAGUGUAAAUACUGUAACAGUGUUUUUAUAUUCUCUUUUUUCAAGGUGCUGUGUGUUCUUAAUGGACGCUGACGCUGGUCCAACAGCACAUUGUUUUUUUUCUUUUCUGAUCUCUCGAUGCUGUACAGUGAUGUGUUUUUUAUUUGUCUUCUCCAAAGCUCUUAAAUUCCGAAUGAGUACCACCAAGUAUUGCAGCGACGUUGUCACCAGUGUUCGUAUAUUGCCUUUUUAUUCCGUUUUUUUUUUUGUAGUUUACCUUUUAUUUAGCGUCAAAGCAAUGAGGUACAUUUUUGUAUUAUUAUUAUUAAGUUUUUUGGUACUGUUUUUUUUGUAGCCGGGAAUUGAUUGAUUAUUUAGAUUUUUGUUUGUUUUUUAAAAAGAAGAAAUAGUUUCCUUUUAAAGGAGGAGGAAAUGACAUUGAGGUAUGUGCCUUAUACGUUUCAUUAAAGAGAAGAAACACUGCCAAUCUUCCAUUGUAAAUAGUACAAAAAAUAAACAUGAACAUUUAUAUUAAAAUGUCCAAUUAUGGGAAAAAAAGAUUUGUGAAAUGCAUUUUCUUUCUUCUUUUCUUAACGUUUUACAGUGUAUU